AGUUGAUUAAUUAGAUGGCGGUGUUUAGAUUAAUAAGCUUCUCGGUUCUCGGUCCUCUUUCUCUCUCUCUCCGCUCUUUCUCUCUCCGGAGUGGAGCUUUGGGAUCGGAUCAGUGAAGGAGAGGGUUAGCGAGGGGCGGAGAUGGUCGAGACGAGACGGAGCUCAGCCGCGGCUGCUGCCAAGCGAUGCCCAUCACCAUCGUCUUCCUCGUCGGCGGCGGCUCCCGCCAGCGCAAAGCGCCCGAAGGUAGAGGCGCUGCCGCCGAGGGAGAAGCAGCAGUUGAAUCGCGAGGAGUUGUCGGCUCGUGGAGAUGGGAUAACCUUAGCGGAUUCGCCUGGUGAGGCUCUAGCGGUGGACAUGGAAGUGGAUAACCAUAUUGAGUUACCCGUUCAAGAGCGUCCACCGCAGUUGGAUCUGCUGACGAAAAAUGCGGAAGGAGUAGCGGCAACAAGGGCCGUUGCAUGGGGAAAGCUUGUAUCUCAAUUCUCUCAGAAUCCUUCGCAUUCCAUUUGCAGUAGUUUAUUCACUGUUGGUAAUAGCAAAAAAUGUGAUUUGCAAUUGCUUGAUCCUACUGUGGGAACUACUCUUUGUGUAUUAAGGCAAAUGAAGCGCGGCGGUGCUUUUUUUACUCUACUUGAAACUGUCGGGGCAAAAGGUGUUGUACAAGUAAAUGGGAAAACAGUGGAGCAAAAAUCCAUUAUUCUUAUUGGUGGAGACGAAGUUGUUUUUAGUAGACCAGAAAAACAUAUCUAUAUUUUUCAGCAACUAUCCCAGGAGAAACCAAGUAAACCAAGCCUACAUAUUUUACGUAGUUCUUCAGAGACAAAGGAUGCUUCCAAAAAUGGUUUUAAGUUUCAAAACAGAACUGGAGAUCAUUCAACCGCUGCUGUUGUUUCAAUGCUAGCAUCAUUGUCUACCCUAAAGAAAGAUCUAUCUGUUCUUCCUCCAUCUGUGCCUAUUAAAUCUUUAACUGAUUUGGCCGCAAGUUCAAAUGCCUGCAAGCUCCUUGAGGAUCAAAAGGACUUUGAGUUUCCAGUGAAUUCAUCAUCAACUAGAUCCCAGGCAGUGAAGGAUGGUUUGAAACAAGCAAUUAUAGAACUUAACAACCUUGAUGUUUUCUUUGAAAAUUUCCCCUACUACCUCAGUGAGAGUACAAAGCAGCCUCUUCUCGCUUGUGCAUCUGUUCACUUGAAACAUAAGUUCUUGAAGUAUACAAAUGAGAUCUCUUCUUUGAGUCAGCGUGUUCUUUUGUCUGGUCCACCAGGAUCUGAAAUAUAUCAGGAAACUCUGGUAAAGGCUCUUGCUAAGGAGUUUGAUGCUAGAAUGCUCAUUGUGGAUUGCCUCACACUAUUCGGUGGGUCAUCUUCAAAAGAUGCAGAGUCCUUUAAGGAAGUUAUGAAGAUUGAUAAGCCAAGUCUCCUUGAUAAGCAACAUGCUGGAUUGUCUGCUUGUCUGCAACACAAUAAAUCAAUUUCCAGUGUUGAGGCUGAUAUUAUGGAUUCAUCUGUCUUUGGUCAUGGAUCUUUACCAAAGCAAGAUGGUCCUGCUUCCUCAUUGAGAUUCUACCCUUACAAGAAAGGUGAUAGAGUGAAGUUUGUAGGCCCAUUGCAGCCACCAGAAGUCCCUCAGGGUCCAAGAUGUAGAGGUCCGAAUUAUGGUUAUCGUGGAAAAGUAUUACUUGUUUUUGAAGAAAAUUCAUCUGCCAAGAUUGGAGUUAGAUUUGAUAAGCAUAUAGCUGAAGGUAACGAUCUUGGGGGCCUUUGUGAAGAACAUCAUGGUUUCUUUUGUGCUGCGGACUCACUUCGCUUAGAUAUUUCUUCACGGGAGGAUUUAGGAAGAUCAGCUCUAAACGAAUUAUUUGAGGUUAUAUCUGAAGAAUGUCAGCAUGGUCCUUUAAUAGUCUUCUUCAAAGACAUUGAAAAAUCUGUUGCUGGAGGUGUGGAUUCAUACCUAACAAUGAAGGUUAAGAUGGAUUCUGGUUCAUCAGGUGUUCUUUUUAUUUGCUCCAAUACCCAGGUGGAUAGCCGUAAAGAGAAGUCACAUCCAGGUGGUCUUCUUUUUACAAAAUUUGGAGGCAACCAAACGACACUAUUUGAUUUUGCUCUUCCGGAUUGCUUCAGUAGGCUGCAAGAGAGAAGCAAAGAAAGCUCAAAAACAGUGAAGCAACUCACAAAACUUUUCCCUAAUAGGAUCAUUAUCCAUCCACCUCUGGAUGAAGGCAAAGUUCUAGAAUGGAAGAAGAAAUUGGACAAUGAUGUUGAAACACUCAAGGCCAAAUCCAAUAUUCAGAGCAUCUGUUCUUUCUUGAAUCGCAUUGGAUUUGAGUGCAACGACCUUGACCGGAUCUGCAUAAAGGAUCAAACACUUUCAAGUGAAAAUGUUGAUAGAAUAAUUGGUUUUGCUCUUGGCCACCACCUUGAUAACAACACAUUUGAAGCAUCUCUAAAGAAAACUAAGCUCGUUCUUUCAAGUGAAAGCAUCGAAUAUGGUCUGUGUGUAUUGCAAAACCUUCAGAGUGAUUCCAAGGGUACAAAGAAGUCACUUAAGGAUGUGGUGACUGAAAAUGAAUUUGAGAAACGACUUCUUGCCGAUGUCAUUCCUCCAAAUGAUAUCGGAGUCACAUUUGAUGAUAUUGGAGCUUUAGAAAAUGUCAAGGACACGUUGAAGGAGUUGGUGAUGCUUCCGUUGCAAAGGCCAGAGUUGUUUUGCAGAGGGCAGUUGACAAAGCCAUGUAAGGGAAUACUACUCUUUGGUCCUCCUGGGACUGGGAAAACAAUGCUUGCUAAAGCUGUUGCAACUGAAGCUGGUGCCAACUUUAUAAAUGUAUCGAUGUCAAGCAUAAGCUCAAAGUGGUUUGGAGAAGGAGAGAAAUAUGUAAAAGCUGUCUUUUCCCUAGCAAGUAAAAUUGCUCCUAGUGUUGUUUUUGUGGAUGAGGUUGAUAGCAUGCUGGCGAGGCGGGAAAAUCCUGGAGAACAUGAAGCCAUGCGGAAGAUGAAAAAUGAGUUUAUGGUCAAUUGGGAUGGUUUACGCACAAAAGAUAAGGAACGUGUUUUGGUGUUAGCUGCAACAAAUAGGCCAUUUGACCUUGAUGAGGCUGUCAUAAGGCGACUUCCAAGAAGAUUAAUGGUAAACCUUCCAGAUGCAUAUAAUAGAGAAAAGAUACUAAAGGUAAUAUUGGCGAAAGAAGAUUUAGCUCCAGAUAUCAAUAUGGAAGUUCUGGCAACUAUGACCGAUGGCUAUUCAGGAAGUGAUCUGAAGAAUCUCUGUGUUGCUGCUGCACAUCACCCAAUCAGAGAAAUCCUUGAAAAGGAAAGAAAGGAAAGAGAUGCUGCUUUAGCAGAGGGUAAACCGUUACCUGUCUUGCACGACAGUAACGAUGUACGUGCUCUAAGUGUGGAUGACUUUAAACAUGCACAUGAACAGGUUUGCGCUAGCGUUUCAUCUGAAUCUUCAAAUAUGAAUGAGCUUCUACAAUGGAAUGAACUGUACGGUGAAGGUGGUUCGAGGAAGAAAAAGGCACUCAGCUAUUUCAUGUAAGCAAAUUUAGUGGAUUGUACAGCUCUUCCUUCGGAAAGCUCUUCCUCAACUAAAUAUGAGGGUUGGUGAUUAUUAUAGCAAAGCACUUCCGUUAAAGUUCUUAUGUAACAUAUGCGUCGAUAGCUGCAUUUUUAUAUAUUUAUUUCAAUAUCUAAUUUUGGCUAAUUUUAGUAAGAACCUUGAUGGAAUGCAUUUCCAUGUGUAUACAACACAGUUUAACCUUGUUUUUAUCGUUUGACAUUAUUUUGCAACUUCUUUUA
This is a messenger RNA of Zingiber officinale, 3797 nucleotides long. RefSeq lists its product as uncharacterized. The transcript is spliced from 28 exons. Gene Ontology annotation, cellular component: mitochondrial outer membrane. Lineage: Eukaryota; Viridiplantae; Streptophyta; Magnoliopsida; Zingiberales; Zingiberaceae. The coding region runs from base 142 to 3537 and encodes 1131 amino acids. Gene Ontology annotation, molecular function: ATP binding; protein binding; ATP hydrolysis activity. The record is from RefSeq and is a predicted model, not a curated record.